Daphnia magna is the source of this 975-nucleotide messenger RNA. RefSeq names its product glycoprotein-N-acetylgalactosamine 3-beta-galactosyltransferase 1-like. Bases 1 to 975 code for a protein of 324 amino acids. The record is from RefSeq and is a predicted model, not a curated record. Gene Ontology annotation, cellular component: membrane. The transcript is spliced from 3 exons. Lineage: Eukaryota; Metazoa; Arthropoda; Branchiopoda; Diplostraca; Daphniidae. Gene Ontology annotation, molecular function: N-acetylgalactosaminide beta-1,3-galactosyltransferase activity.
AUGUUCUUAUUCCGGCGUCCUCGUUUUCUCCUCUGGCUCUGCCUCAAUGUCUUUUUCGUUGUUGAUAUUGUGCUAAACAGUGGCUGGAUCACCAAGAAAAGUCAUCAGCUGAUUCCUGUCAGUGUCAAUCUUGUUAAUCCAACUUCAUCCGCCGUCACUCAGUCACGUUUUCCAUUAGAGACGGGAAAUGAAUCGGACGUUAAAAUCCAAUUGUUGUGUUGGGUUUCAUCGACGUUCAGCUUAUCCAUCAGUCAUGCAGAAAACGUAAUCCGAGAGACGUGGGGCAAACGAUGUGAUAAACUGUUGUUUGUUUACACGAACGACACUAAUAAUGGAAAAGAAGAACGACUAAGUGAGACGGACAAUGCUGGAAUUAUCCGGAUUGUUGGAAGGACAACAUCUGAGGUGUUACAGCAUUUGUACGACCAUCAUCUCAAUGACUCGCAUUGGUUUCUCAAAGCUGACGAAAACACUUACGUAGUGGUUGAACAACUGAAAACGAUGCUGUCCGUCCAAGACACUGGAACACCUUUUUACCUGGCUGCCAACGACAAAGAACACCCAUCGAUCAUUGGAGACGUGUAUGUCUUUAACAGAGCAGCCAUCCGCCGUUUAGUGCAUCAUUUCCGCCAUCCUGACGUCCAUCAAUCUUCUGAUGAAGCAGAUUGUAAAAGGUGGGGCCAUUUUCGGAAUUCCGGCAAGAGUAGUGUCGUGUUACCAACGUCUUUCAAUCGCGAGUGUCUGCAUCGGUUGGGUAUCGUCUCAUACAACACAAGAGACGAAAGAGGUUGUGAACGGUUUCUAUCCAACCGUCUUGCUACAGAAUUAGCUAAUCAUGUUAAUUUGGUACAUUCUGGGGACCGGUGCAUUUCGAGGACGGCCGUCAUCUUCCGCGGAGUUCAAUAUAAUCAGUUCCACGUUUACGAGCACAUGCUCUAUCGGCUUAAAAUAAUUCCUGACGUUUUAAGGCAGUGA